Molecule: messenger RNA, 1627 nt
Organism: Aplosporella prunicola CBS 121167
Lineage: Eukaryota; Fungi; Ascomycota; Dothideomycetes; Botryosphaeriales; Aplosporellaceae
Exons: 3
Coding region: 210-1364 (384 amino acids)
Biological process (GO): rRNA methylation
Cellular component (GO): mitochondrion
Molecular function (GO): RNA binding; RNA methyltransferase activity
Source: RefSeq, a predicted model, not a curated record
CGCGGCGACUACUACAAUGCGCUUCUCGCGCACCCAAUCUCCUGCGACCAUGCCGCGCCAUCUCCACCAACUCCGCCAUCCAUCGCGGCAUUCGCGAGACACUCGGGACGGAACGUCGCAGCAGAAAAAACCUUUUUGGGCCCCGACCACGGUAUAGCGAUGACGAAUUCUCUGCUCAGUUUGCCGAACCUGCCGCCAACGAGGCCGCCAUGACGGAAAAGGGACAUGAAGAAAGUGACACACAGUACGGCGACGAGGGUCCUGAGAUUUCCCGUAUUCCAUAUACCACGGCCGCAUCGCAAUUCAUAUAUGGAAUGUCCUCCGUCCGUGCUGCCCUCAAGGCGGGCCGGAGGCGAUUCUACAAACUCUACAUACACGAUAGAGCUUUGAAUCGAUCUAUCCAGGAAACUAACGAUAAAACGCACAACACAACCUCCACCCUUCUGGCCCUGGCAAGAGAUAAGCAUCUCUCCCCAAUAUAUGUGGACAAUUCAUGGCUUAAGACGCUGGACAUGAUGAGCGAAGGAAGGCCCCAUAAUGGUUGCGUUUUGGAAGCCUCACCCCUCCCAGUAUAUCCUAGCGAAUUUUUGCGGGGAGUCAGCCGCAGCUUUCCCUACUUCCAGGUAGACUUUACCAAGCAAAGCGCAGAGGAUAAGAUGAUCAACGGCAAUGAUCCUAGGAUCAAAUACAAUAGCCACGGUUGGCGAUUUCCCUUAGUAUUGUACCUGGACGGUAUCAAGGACGAAGGGAACCUCGGUGCUAUCUUCCGGAGCGCCUAUUAUCUCGGCGUCGAUGCCAUUGCCGUAUCUAAACGCGCAACUGCACCUCUAAGUGCCAUUGCUACCAAGGCAUCUUCGGGCGCCGUUGAAGCAAUCCCCGUCAUUACUGUCAACAACCCUAUAAAUUUCAUAUCCCACAGUAUACUCCAAGGUUGGCGAGUAUACGCUGCGGAUGUGCCGCCGCCGCCCAAGGACAAUUUCAAUGUCACAUCGGAGCACCACUGGCGUGCGCUCGAUCCAGACAACACAUCUCCCUUAAUUACUUGCGUACGGCCAAACAGCGGUGCGGUGCUGGGAGGACACUCACCUCUUGCCAUUCAACCUACCAUUCUCAUGUUUGGCUCUGAAGGCUCCGGCUUCGCUCCAACUUUGCGCGCCAGGGCAAACUACAUUGUCGGGAUUCGAGGCGUCAGGGGAGAUGACAUUCUUGGCGUCGACAGCUUGAAUGUCAGCGUCGCCGCGGCGCUUAUCAGUAUGGAGUUUUUGAAGAAACCAAAUAAGGCGCUUGCUACAAAGGGUAUUCGAGCGUCUCGAACCCCCCCACAACCGCCUCAUAUGGGUGGGAAAGACAAUCUUUUGUUCUAGACUUCACUGAGUCAUGGCGUACAGGUGCAUUAUAGAUCUGAUUAUCUGCAUGCUUUUUGGCAAUGCACUAGUGUGGAGAAUUUGCUUCUGCGAUGGGUCGGGCGCUCAGCUGGCCUGUAAGGCUGUUUGUAAGAAUAUGUUUUGAGCAUUGUUUCUUCCUGUACAGCAUGUGCAUCCUGGACACUGGGGAAUGGUUGAAUGUUUAACUCACCAUAAGAGCUCAUGUAAAUCCCUGUUGAGAAAUGUGAAAAGCAUCAGCCGAG